Messenger RNA from Meriones unguiculatus (Mongolian gerbil), 329 nucleotides. It is a transcript of the gene Strit1, whose product is annotated as small transmembrane regulator of ion transport 1. The coding region runs from base 126 to 230 and encodes 34 amino acids. Gene Ontology annotation, biological process: regulation of slow-twitch skeletal muscle fiber contraction; regulation of ATPase-coupled calcium transmembrane transporter activity. The transcript is spliced from 3 exons. Lineage: Eukaryota; Metazoa; Chordata; Mammalia; Rodentia; Muridae. The record is from RefSeq and is a predicted model, not a curated record.
UGGCAGCAGGAGAACAGCAGCUGCCACACUCUUCAGAUAUCUCUCUAUUUAAAGUUCAAAGAGGCACAGGAUAACAAUAAGGAAGAGUCGCGUGGGCCCUGACUAAGCCACCAACAAUAGAAAUAAUGGCUGAAAAAGACUCAGCAUGGCCACGCCUCACAGUCCCCAUUCUUCUCCUGGUUGGAUGGAUUGUUGGCUGCAUCAUAGUGAUUUACGUUGUCUUCUUCUAGAAAAGCAAGAAGACUUUAAACUGACACCAUUUAGAAGAACUGAGAAGAACAGGAAUAAAACUGAUCAUUAAAGGUGUCUCAUAUUAAAUAGUUGCAGUG